AUGUCUCACCAUAAGAAACGUGUUUAUCCACAGGCUCAAUUCCAAUAUGGAGCAGGUGUCCCACCUGCUGGUAUACCUGUUAGUGAUGCAUCCAUAAUACCACCUCAGGUUCAAUCUCCACAAGUAGGUGCCACCGACAACAUGAUCCCUCCUUAUAAUCAAACUCCAACCAUGAACCAAAUGGAACAAGCACCACAAGCGCAAAUGUUCACUCCUGCUCAACAGCAAUUGAACCAACAGAUCAAUUCAGUAACUACUAAUAUGGGAGCCAUGAACAUUGGCACGCCAAUGAUGGAACAAAUGCCACAACAAAUGACCCCACAACCACAAAUGUAUGGGCAAUCUCAAGGUCUAAUGGGUCAUUCUAACAAACCGAUGAACCAAUUGUACCCAGUUGAUCUAUUGACAGAACUGCCUCCUCCAAUCCAUGAUCUGAUGUUGCCACCACCACCAUUGAUGGUUUCUCCAGACAAAAUGUUGGUCCCAUCUGAAACUGCCAAUGCCAGUUCUGACUAUUUGAGAUGUACCCUGAACGCCAUGCCAAAGAACGGUAGUCUUUUGAAAAAAUCUAAGUUACCAUUGGCGUUAGUCAUUAGACCAUAUCAACAUCUACACGAUGAAGUUAACCCACCUCCAUUGAACGAGGAUGGUUUAGUUGUUCGUUGUCGUCGUUGUCGUUCUUACAUGAAUCCUUUUGUGACAUUUAUUGAACAAGGUAGAAGAUGGAGAUGUAACUUCUGUAGAUUGGCUAAUGAUGUUCCAAUGCAAUUGGAUCAAAGCUUUGAAGGUGCUCCAGCCAAUCGUUACGAAAGAAAUGAAAUCAAACACUCCGUCAUGGAAUACUUGGCACCAAAAGAGUACACAGUCAGACAGCCACCACCAUCUACUUACAUUUUUGUUUUGGAUGUUUCUCAAAACGCUGUCAAAAACGGAUUGUUAGCUACAACUGCCAGAUCUAUUCUAGACACCUUGGAGUUUUUGCCAAACCAUGAUAACAGAACCAGAGUAUCCAUUUUGGCGGUUGACAACUCUUUGCAUUAUUUCUCUAUUCCACUAGAUGAAGAGUCCGACCAAAUUAGAAUGAUGGACAUCAGUGACAUUGACGAGCCAUUCUUACCAAAACCUCACUCGAUGAUUGUACCAUUGAAUGAAUGUAGAAACAACUUAGAAAAGUUGUUGACUCAACUUCCAGAGAUUUUCCAAUUCAACAUCAUGAGCAAGUUUGCGUUAGGUCCAGCAUUAAAGGCUGCUCAAAACAUGAUCUCUAAUCUAGGUGGUAAGAUUGUUGUAGUUUCUGCUACUUUGCCAAAUAUCGGUAUUGGUAAACUACAAAGAAGAAAUGAGUCUGGUGUUGCUAACACACCAAAAGAGUCUACACAGUUGCUGUCUUGUCAAGAUGCAUUCUACAAGAACUUUACUAUUACCUGUAGUAAAUCUCAGGUCUCAGUAGACCUAUUCUUGGCCUCUGAAGAUUACAUGGAUGUCGCAUCUCUUUCAAACCUUGGUCGUUUCACCGGUGGUCAAACACAUUUCUACCCAGGUUUUACAGCUGCUAAUAUCGCUGAUGUCACCAAGUUCACAAAGGAGUUCUCCAAGUUCUUGUCUAUGGACUUAUCUACAGAAACUGUCAUGAGAGCUCGUGGCUCCACCGGUAUUAGAAUGAGUGCCUUUUAUGGUCACUUUUUCAACAGAUCUUCUGACUUGUGUGCUUUCUCAACAAUGCCAAGAGAUCAAUCAUACGUAUUUGAAAUGAGCAUUGACGAAAAUAUAGGUACCGAAUACUGUUAUGUUCAAAUUGCGGUGCUGCUGUCCUUGAACACUAGCCAACGUCGUAUCAGAAUUAUUACAGUGGCUAUUCCAACCACUGAAUCUCUCUCAGAAGUAUACGCAUCUGCCGACCAACUCGCAAUCGCUGAUUUCUUCACCAAGAAGGCUGUUGAAAAGGCUAUGAACUCAAGCUUACAAGACGCUAGAGACCUACUAAACAAGUCAUUGCAAGACAUUCUCGCAACAUACAAAAAGGAAAUUGUGGUAUCAAACACUGCUGGUGGUGCUCCACUAAGAUUCUGCGCUAACUUAAGAAUGCUUCCAUUACUGGUCCACGCUUUGUCUAAGCAUACCGCUUUCAGAGCUGGUAUUGUUCCAAGUGAUCAUAGAGCAGCAGCUCUAAACAACUUAGAGUCUAUGCCACUAAAAUACCUAGUCAAGAGUGCUUAUGCUAGAGUUUACUCCCUGCAUGAUAUGGUAGAUGAGGCUGGUUAUCCAGAUGAAAAUGGUGAAAUCGUGCUACCAGAACCUAUUAAUGCAUCUGCCUCAUUAUUUGAGAGAUACGGUCUAUACUUGAUUGACAACUCCUCAGAGUUAUUCCUUUGGGUUGGUGGUGACGCUGUUCCGGAAUUGGUUAAUGAUGUUUUUGGUUUACAAGAUAUCUUCCAAAUUCCAAAUGGUAAACACGAAUUGGCUAUAGUCGAAGGCUCUGAAUUUAACGAGAGGGUCAGAAAUAUCAUCCAAAAGGUAAGGGAGCACGACGAUGUUAUAACUUAUCAGACAUUAUACAUUGUUAGAGGGCCAUCAGUCAGCGAACCAGUUGGCCAUGCUGCUGGACGUGAGUUGCAACCAUUGAGAAUGUGGGCCACCAGUAACUUGGUCGAGGACAAGGUUCUUGGCACUGAAAGUUACCGUGAGUUCUUGCAAACUCUUAAGAAUAAACUAAAUAAAUAA
Nakaseomyces glabratus is the source of this 2721-nucleotide messenger RNA. RefSeq lists its product as uncharacterized. Gene Ontology annotation, molecular function: SNARE binding; zinc ion binding. Gene Ontology annotation, biological process: COPII-coated vesicle cargo loading; endoplasmic reticulum to Golgi vesicle-mediated transport; intracellular protein transport. Lineage: Eukaryota; Fungi; Ascomycota; Saccharomycetes; Saccharomycetales; Saccharomycetaceae. The record is from RefSeq and is a predicted model, not a curated record. Gene Ontology annotation, cellular component: COPII vesicle coat; endoplasmic reticulum exit site.